Staurois parvus is the source of this 386-nucleotide messenger RNA. NCBI's taxonomy places the organism in Eukaryota, Metazoa, Chordata, Amphibia, Anura, Ranidae. The record is from the annotation of a GenBank genome assembly.
CAGUAUGACAUGCAGAUGAGUGCCGUCGAUCUUAGAAUCACCGCACACUUCACUCAUUUGGGCAGUCACGGGGCCAAAACCAGAGUGUGGAGCCACAGUGUGGCGGUGGAGGCAGCAGCAAUGGGAGGCCAUACAGCACCCUAUGACAAAAUGGAACCCACCAGCAGUGUGAGGAGACCUGAAAGUGGCACAUGGCAGAGUGUGUGGCGAUGGAGACAGCAGCAAUGGGAGGCCGUUCAGGGACCCAUGACACACUCUGGACCUGGCAGCAGCAUGAGGAGGCGGUACAGGGGCCCAUGACAGAUUACGGGCCUGGCAGCAGCAUGAGGGGUCGGCCAUACAGAGGCCUAUGUUAAAAAGUCCCCCCAGCAGCAGUGUGGGGAGAC